ACCGCCGGAGUUUAACUCGUAUUAUUUCCCCGUUGAGUUACCAUGUCCAGAACAGAUCUUCUAAGAUCGUUCGUCAUCGAGCGACUAACAGCAGCAGCUGAGGAGAUAGUAGGAGCUUUCGAGAGGACGAUAGCGGAGUAUGAGGAAGAGAGAGAGCGACAGAGGAGACUGCUGGACAUGGUCUUGAAGCCCGGUAUUACCAUACACAGAAUAGAUGCAACAACAUCUGCCACCUUGGAGGAGCCAGCCAGCUUGGAAGGAAGUUCGGCACUGACUGCCGCACCAGAAUCACCAGUUCGGGCACCAACUGCCUGGGUACUAAUCCAAAAACUGAAAAACAAAAUCCUCGUUCUAGAAAAGGAAAACAAGAUGCUUAAGGACGAGCGGGACUUCCUGCGCCAGGCCCUCAUUUCAGCCCAGCCUGCGCCAGCCCCUGGAUCCACAGUGCUGCAUCACACAGCCAAAGUCCAGCCUUUGAAGGCCAAGGAAAAGCGAAGAAGAAGAGAGGAAUCAGAAUCUACUGAAGGGUCUGAAUCAGACCUGGGGUGCUCUUCUGACUCCUCGGACUCCAAAGAGGGCAAGAAGAAGAAAAAGAAGAGUAGGAAGAGUAGCAGCCCUGACAAAGGGCAGUUUGGAAGGCGAGUGACGACACCAAAUGAGGUGACCAAUCGUUAUAAGGCUGUGUUCAGCCAUUACCAGCGGCAUCUUUCGUUCACCAUGGCAUGUAACAAGUUGUCCGUGAGCAAGGAAACCAUCAAAAUGACCGCCAUUAUUGCAGAGGUGGAUAUGUUUGUUCCCUUGGACAAAAAGCCUCCAUACAAAAAUGGUGAGCCAUUGGCAGGUUACGCCAAAACCUGCAAAGCCUUCCUGGAGCAGAACCAGGACAUUGCACAGGACCUGGAGGCCCGCCGGAAGAGAAAGGAGCUCCUGCCUUUAAAAUACAAAUUCAACAAGUAAUUGGCGUAAGGUUGGUGUAUUCCCUUUUACAAGUG
Lampris incognitus (smalleye Pacific opah) is the source of this 992-nucleotide messenger RNA. RefSeq lists its product as uncharacterized. The record is from RefSeq and is a predicted model, not a curated record. Lineage: Eukaryota; Metazoa; Chordata; Actinopteri; Lampriformes; Lampridae. The transcript is spliced from 4 exons. Bases 43 to 957 code for a protein of 304 amino acids. Gene Ontology annotation, cellular component: nucleoplasm.